ACAUUGAGCAUUUCCCUGCGACGUUAUAGGCCGGUUCCGGAUGUAAUCCCGCUGAGGGGGACGGUGUUGCGCGCUCGCUGGUGUCGGAUGCAGGCACCAAGCUGUGGGAUCGUGACGGCGCGUUCCUGUCGCCGUGGAGUGGAGCUCCUGGGCUUCCUUGAUAAGAUGAUGGGUCCGCACUCCCUGGCUUUGAGGCAGCCUGUGCGAGUCGCGUGGCUUCUAUUUCUCUUGUUGGACGCUUUAGCUGCGAUUGGAACGCUCGAACACGCCUCAAUAUGCCCAAGCGCGUUCUCUGCUCCUACGGCAUUGAUAUCGAUGCCGUCUCUGGCUGGAUCAACACGCGCGACGGCUCGCCCGCCAAUCCCACCGACGUCUCGCGCGGCGUCUUCGGCGCAACCGUCGGCAUUGACCGUCUCCUGAAGCUCUGGGACAAGUAUAACAUCAAAGCCACCUGGUUCACGCCCGCGCACAGCGCCGAGUCCUUCCCCAGCCAGAUCAAGAAGAUCGCAUCAAAGGGGCACGAGAUCGGCCUGCACGGCUACACGCACGAGUUUGUGUCGACGCUGAGCGAGCAGCAGCAGCGCGAUGUGCUGGACAAGAGCAUCAAGGUGCUGACCGAGAUCACGGGGAAGCGGCCACGGGGCUGGACGGCACCGGCUUGGUCCACAUCCAAAGAGACCAUCAAGCUGCUCGAAGAGUUCGGCAUCGAAUACGAUCACUCCUUCAUGCACCACGACUCGCAGCCCUACUACGCCCCCGCGCCACACCUCUCCACGCACACCGAAACCGACACCAGCAAGCCCGCCGCGCACUGGAUGACGCCCAUGAGCACGCUGCGCGCCAGCAGCGUUGUCGAAGUCCCCGCAAACUGGCACCUGGACGACUGGCCGCCGUUCCAGCUCUCGCUCACGCAGGCCUCGACGCACGGCUACGUCGACACGGCGACCAUCGAGCGCCUCUGGAAAGAGCAGUUCGAGUACCUGUACCGUGAGUGCCCCGAGGACGGCGGCAGCUUCGUGUUUCCCAUCUCUAUCCAUCCCCAGGUCAGCGGGAAGCCGCAGGUCAUCCUGCUGCAUGAGCGCUUUAUCGAGUGGGUCAAUGGGCAUGAGGGCGUCGAGUGGGUGACUAUGGAGCAGAUUGUGGAUGAGUUUAAGGCGGGGAGGUUGGGUGGGGUUAGUGUGGAAGGGGGAGCGGAUGUCUGAGGAGACGGGGAUGGGAUGGCGCUGGGGUUGAGGU
Molecule: messenger RNA, 1236 nt
Organism: Trematosphaeria pertusa
Lineage: Eukaryota; Fungi; Ascomycota; Dothideomycetes; Pleosporales; Trematosphaeriaceae
Product: carbohydrate esterase family 4 protein
Exons: 3
Coding region: 276-1202 (308 amino acids)
Biological process (GO): carbohydrate metabolic process
Molecular function (GO): hydrolase activity, acting on carbon-nitrogen (but not peptide) bonds
Source: RefSeq, a predicted model, not a curated record